Molecule: messenger RNA, 9728 nt
Organism: Pocillopora meandrina
Lineage: Eukaryota; Metazoa; Cnidaria; Anthozoa; Scleractinia; Pocilloporidae
Source: the annotation of a GenBank genome assembly
AUGCGACAGCUGGGAAUGAGUAUUUCUACGGCCGAUAAGGAAUUGGAAUUCGCCGAUCCGAAGGAAGAGGCGACUUACUGGAAGCAAGUAGCCGAGGAUUUAGAGCGAAAGUGAGUGUUUUGAAGACCUUGUCUUUCGAUGACAUUCAUUCGAUGUAGUAGGAAAAUGAUAGAAGAUUCAAAUUCAACGUUUCUUUUGGUUGAAAGGUUGCAAGAAGCGAGAGAUGAACUCGACGAGUUUCAAGAAGGUAGUCGUGAAUUAGAAGCAGAAUUGGAAACGCAGUUAGAGCAAGCAGAAGCCAGACAGCGAGAACUUUUGUCAGCAAAAACACGACUAGAAACGGAGAACGAAAGCUUAAAGGUAAAGGAAAGAAUAUUUUAUUUAAUGGCGUAAGUCGCGUAUCGCCAGUUUGUCUGUUGAUUAAUGGAACAUUGUAAAUAAUGCAAGAGUUGCUUCGCGUACAUUGGCCAUCUUGUCUUCCGAGUUGUCGAUAGUUCGACUGUUCUGGUUUUGACGUUCACUUUUGGUUUGAUCGUAUUUUAGGCGAGACUAGAUGCAAGCCAGAAUGAAUCCUAUCUUACGAUAUCAGCGCUACAAGAUGAAGUAGCCCAGCUUAAAGCUGUUCGAGAAGAAGUUCAAAAAUACGUUCGGGAACUCGAACAGGCGAAUGACGAUCUGGAAAGAGCGAAAAGGUCUGUAGAAAAGAAAUGUGAAGCUAAUGUUUGGCUGUGUUUUGGAGCUGUAAGGCAUAGCUAACGACAACAUUCAAAUCAUAAUUGUGAUCAUUUUCCCAUAUUUCAUGAUGACCUGAUAUUUUUUUGCCUCCUUGAAUGGCAUUUGAUGUUGUCCAUGUUGCGCAAAUUUUACCCGGUUACAAUAUUUUUGUACUGUGUUGCUUUUAGUAAGCUUGUAUGUAGUCGCCCACAGAUGAAAUCAAGAGAAGAUGUUUUUACAUGUCGAAACUUAACUUAUCAAAUAUUAUCGCUUAAAAUGUGUUUGCUAAAGUACGACUUGUGGCAUGCGACAAAUUGAAGCACAGGACAAGGGUCGGGGGAAAUAAUCCCCGUAUCAGUUUCUGUGGCCAUGCAUUAAGGUUAGGGCACUUGCGAUUUUAUUUUAUCGAUUAAUUUAAAAAAUAUGACGGGCAAUUUUUCGAAUUACCGCUUUGAAGGGAGCUUUUUGCCAGUUUCAAACAAGAAGAUGGUUGCUCUAUAACAGAAAGGUCGCUUGUUAAAUGCUGCUUUGCAUUAGUUGGAGGAUUAAAAUAUUAUGUUAAUUAUAUGUCAUUGAAUUACAAAGGAAUUUUGUCCUGUUUAUUAGGUUUUUAUUACCCUUUUAGCCUUUUCAAUCUCUUCCCUUUUUCUUUCUUUCUCCAAGUUUUGGCUUUGUUAAUGUUGGACCUAGUAUAUAUGAGUGGAAAUAUAGCCUUAAUUGGGUAAACUUUUACAAAAUGUCAAACCUAGCGGGGUGUAACAAUAUUUACGUUCUAUUAAUUCUCUUUUGUUUUGUCAAAAGAAUGAUUCCCAGUGUAUCUAGGAGAAAAGUAUCCAGUGCAUGAUGUGGGCUUUAUUCCCUAAUUAAUGGUGUGAAAUGAUAAAAUGAAAACAAUGUCUACAGGAAAAGAGGAAGUUGCAAUUAUGAAAUUCUCAUACACCUGUAACUCUGAAUCUGUCCAUCUUUUGGUCAUCACAGAUAAAUAUUUAUGUUAUUUAGUAGAAUGAAGCUUGUUGCCCUUAGAUAGAACACUGAACACCUGUAGGGUUAGAAGAAAUUGGCACCAUGCUGAUGAGUAAAUUUUGCAUUUUUAAUUAACUUAAUCCCUCCUUGACCAUGGCUUAUUCAUCUAUAAAGAACAUUGCUCUGAAUUAGCAGGACUUUUGCAAUGUUUUAAAAUGUUCUUUGGUGUGGUUCUCAAUUAUUUUGAAACAUGGUUGUUACAAGUUCCUGUAGGGUUUUUAAACUUGGUUUGUUUUGAGGACCAUUCAAAGUUUUUGUUAUGGUUGAUAGCUGUGGUGACUUGAAACACAAUAUUUAUGUUCUAGUUAAUAAACUUAUGUUUCAAACAAGUGUGGUUAGUUUUAACAAUUUUUCUGAAAUUUAUCUCGAUUUGGUCACAAGUUGUUGCUUAGUUUUCUUAAGAAUAUAUUUUCCUUUUGUUGGAAGUAAAGGAAUGAAUUUCAAACCAGAUUUCAGGCUAUUUCAGUUCAUAUAACUACUUGCAUUUUUGUAUAUAUAUGUAUGUGGUAUACAAACAAAAUUAUUAUAGAUAGACAUUGCUAGCCCUUUUUAAAAAGCACCUGCUGUGACAUUAGCUAGUGAACAAAUUUCGUGGACAUUUCUCAGAAUGUUAAAUUUCUAUCUAUGAUGUGUGCUUGUAUGAAAUUCUGCAUUUGAUUACUGUUUUCUUUUUCAAGUUACACAUUUCACUUUGCUAAAUUUCUCUUCUCUAUCUAUUGAGUGAUACUUUCCUAGGUCUCUGUACUAAAAAAUUGCCAAAUAACUUUUCGUAAUUGUGCUUGUCUUUGACUAGAUUCUUAGUAAUUUUCUUGACAGGGUUUAUCAUGAAACCAAAAAAAGACACAAAAAUAUUUCCUUAGCUAAAUAAGAUUAGCUGAUGCCAUAAAUAUUAAGCUGGAAAAUUCUGCGGAAGAGCCAGAGAAUUCUCUUAUCACCAAAGUUUCCUGUAGUAGAAACUUCAUUAAAUAAGAUUAUCUUGUGGAUUUGCGCAGCUGAAUAGCUAGCAUUUUUGUUGCUUACUGCAAACAUUAUCUAUUCUUUAGUAUGUUAUUUAUCGUUUAUUUGUUUAUUUAUUAUUUUAAAUCAUUUCAGGGCAACAGUGUGCUCACUGGAAGACUUUGAGCAGAAGCUGAACCAGGUAACUAGCACCAGGGUGGAAUAUAUUGUAGUAAUCUUAUAACAGCUUUAUUAUCAGUGGUGAUGCACAUAUUCAACUUAAGGGGAGAGUUUUGUAUCACGAAAUGCUCAUUUUAUAUAUUAAACUUGGGCAAACUGUGGAGCAAUGGAAAAUUCAUUUGCUUUUUAUUGUGGAAAAGCCUAUAAAAAGCUGUCACUGAUUUAUCCUAACAAGUGAUAGAAACAGUAGAUUUUUGUAUCCUUGUCUUGCAGGCCAUAGAAAGAAAUGCUAUUCUUGAAAAUGAGUUAGAUGAAAAGGAAACCCUCCAAGAAUCAGUACAAAGACUGAAAGAUGAAGCAAGAGGUUAGAAAAGAUAUUCAAUAUAAUGAUAAUCAUUGUGUUGCAGUAUUGUAGUCAAACUGUUUUACCAAGUUCAGAUGGACAUUUAGGCACCAUGUUGUUCACUUCAAGGAGAACAAAUUUUUUCAUGCAUUUGAUGCCAAAUUUCUAGAAGUGUUUGUUAAUUGUUUCAUUUAUCUGUUCCUCUUGCAUAAACUGUUAGCCAUUCUUGCUGCUUAGGAACUAAUUUACCUUAUGCUAUAUUAUAAUUGACUAUUUUAAGAUCCAUUAACAUACAGAGAUAAUGAUAUCACUAUGUUUCUAAAGAACCGCAAAAAUUGAUAUUGGCUGCUCUUAGAUAUUGUGUUGUUUAUUUUGGCAAGUAUACUGUUGGGUAAAAGCGCGCCAUCUAUAUUAAACUUGAUGCUCAAAUACCAGAAGGUUUUUUCCCAGUUGGAGGUUUUGAGCUAGAAUAUUACUGGUUGUAAAGCCAUGUGUUGAUGAAAGGUGAAGGUGAUAAAUAGUACUCAGGAAUUGAAGCGCAUGCCUUAAUGAAUUUGGUUACACAACACUUGCAUAAAAAGUGUUUAAAAUGCUAGUUUCUGUGUAGUUUCAUGGAAAUUGACAUGGUACCUCAACAAACUCUGUAAUAUUCUAUGAGGGCUAUUAAGAUAUGGUCGACAAAAUUUCUCAUAGAAGGAAGCAUUCCAUUCCAAAUGAAAAAUAGCAUUCCACAAUGUCUAGAUUAAAUGCCUUGGGCAUGAUUCUUGACCUUGUAGACAUGUUCAAGAGAACCCCUGAUCUAACUUAUGAGGCUUUUUGGCAAUGAGCUUACUACUGGAGAAAAAGCCUUUAGAGUUUCAAUUUCUUUAAAUUGCAAAAUGUUAUUUUGAAAACUUAUCUCAAAUAAAAAAAGAAAGGUUUCAUUGUUUUGCAAGCAGCACAAAAUGUCAUGAUAGUAACAAAAAUGUCUGGUGUUCUGUGAAGUAAUUCUGGUUGUGAUUUUUUGCACAGAUCUUCGACAAGAACUUGCGGUGAAAGAAAAAGAGAGAAAAAAACCUGGUGAUGGAUUAGAAUUUAGUAAAGAUAAAGAGAGUAACAAAGAAAAUAAAGAGCCAUUGAAAAUAGAGGGAUCUCCAUUGAAACCAGAAACUACAAGCCAGACAUCAGAUUUCCAUGCUACAACUGCUUCCAUAGGAACAUCACCACUCCACACAGGGUAUGGCACUUCUCCGCUGACUCCAUCUGCACGAAUAUCUGCACUAAACAUUGUCGGCGAUCUGUUGAGAAAAGUAGGGGUAAGUGAUUUACACAUAUUUUUUUUCUCUGAGAAGGAGCGCAUAGCAGUUUUGAUGCAAUUUGAUGUAGCAUUACUUGUUGGUACAUUUUUUCUUUCAUUUCAUUCAUACUUAACUCAUGUUACUCUGCUCUCUCUCCUGCAACUUAGGCCCUUGAAUCUAAACUGGCUUCAUGUCGAAACUUUGUUAAAGAUCAACCUCGAAAUCCAAGAGGAUCAACUGGGUCUAACAGCCCCUCAGAGUCUCCAAGGUAAUGAGUCAUCACACUGAUAGCUUCAAGUUUACUAAUUGAAAUAAUGAAAAUACAUUUUCAGGGUUCUCCUUAUCAGGCAGUAACCAGUAAAAUUUACCGCUUGUAAGAGCACUUAUUACCGCCUGCAAACGCUCAGAACCCUUAAAAAAUACACAUUUGUGGUGAGCUAAUCUGGUAAGAAAGUGUUAUAACAAGCCACAGUGUGCACUAUUAUAGAUCUACAGGUGCCUUAGUAAGCUAACACUGACUGGUACCUUUCAAAUUUCGAAGCAAGAGUGAUUUUUCACGGGCUUUCUGCUAAAUCUCAUGACAUUUGUCAGUUCUCUGCAUGUGCAAAUGUGGUGUUGUUUAGUUGUUCAGUUUUCAUGAUGAAACGGUAGCAAACAAUGCUGUCAUUUCUUUCCAGUAACAAGAGGUCACAAAGAGUGGCUGGUAAGCUUUACAAGAAUUUUAGUGGUAAACAAAAUAAAGGUUACAUACUAGCAAUGGAAAAACAGCCAAUUGAAAUAACCAUCCUGACAGCUCUACAAUUACCAGCUGUAUAACGAACACAUGGGGACAAAGCUAGUCUUCAUCUUGAAAUUCUACUUGAAAUGUGUGUCAGACAACAGUUUGAAAGAAGCCUUGAAAGUAAAAUCUCUAGACAGCAUGAAAGUUCUGAAUGUGAGACAAUUAGAGCACAAAUACAGCUAUUCAAUGUGAUUCGAUUUCAUAGUGAUGCAAUUCGUUGCUGACACCACUGAUUUUCCAGCGAUAUGCCAUGUAAGUGACACCAAAGGUAUCACCCAAAAUCGAAGGGAGACCAGUUUACGUUAUAAGCAGUUUAGAAAGGGCAUAGCAAAAUUUUACUUUGUUUUGUUCAACCUCUGAACCUAAAGGUGUAUCAUUCACAUUAUGAAUUUUUCGAUGGAGAACUUUUGAUAGGCACGAUGUACUGUAUGCUUUAGGAAAUAACAUAGUUGAGCAUGACCAGCCACCUGAAGCUGCAAAUGUGCUUUACUGGUUUGAAAAGGUCCCUUACCUGCUGUGUUGAAAACAAGGGAGAACCCUGCAUUUUUUAUGGCCCGUUUUGGUAAUAAUGUGGUCACCCAGAAUGGGUGAAAAAUGAAUUUGUGUCUUAUCAUUUUAUCUUCUAUUUUAUAUGUAUCUUAUUGUGGUGUUUUUACUUUUUAUUUCAGGCCAAGCAGAAUUCCCAAGAGCAGUUACCAAAACCCAGGAAUGCAGGGACUGGUUAAGGUUCAGGUGUAAUGAAAGAAACAUGUGAGAGAAUACUAAAUCUGACUGUUCUGUGAAGAAGAGCUGCUUUUCACAACAUUCAGGAGAACGCUGGUCAGUGUUGAUGCAGGUGUUGCCUUAAAAAAAAAAAAAAUGGAACUAAAGCCAGAAGUUUUGAAAAACAGCCCAAUGAACCAGACAGAGUCUGGUUGUUUGUACAUCCUUUGAAUUAAAUUCCUGAAGUGAAUUUCAAGGUAGUGGUUGUUGACCAAUUUUAAUAUUAAGUUGCUAAUUGAAAAUUCAAUCGAAUUUUAAAUAUAGAGCAGAAUUUGUGUGUCCAAUUUGUACAGAUAUUUUGUAUAGCUGUUGAAGCAUUUUAUUGUAACAUAGUUGCAGAUUUCAUUAGCACAAGAAAGAUUCCUUAUGAAAAAUGGUGAGACAUUUAAGAAUAUUUAAUUACAGUGGUACUGUAUGAAAGCAAGUUGCUAACUACAGUUAUUAAAAAUUCCCAAUACUUUGGAGUAUUUAUUUUUAAAGACUUAAUUCUGCCAAAUCAAUCUGGAGAGGUGUUGCUGAAACAUUUGUUGCAGAAAAUUUGGUAAGAUGCUUCUAAACAUUUUUGAUGGUUCACCCUUUGAUUUGGAAAACAGAGCAUGUUCACAGCUGGAAUUAAAGGAUAAAUUUUCAUAAUUACUCUCUAUGAAACCUUGAAGAUGAGAUCAGAGUUUCAUGAUGUGACUGUGAGAAUUUUCACAACUUUCUUAUACUAACCUUCAUCACAUACCUCUUCUACCUUAGUUUUACAGGCCAAACAUUUCUUUCCAACCUGUGCAGAGGUUUCAAUAAAAUAUGGUGACAGGUGCUUUACCACCACCUGUAAGACUUCAUGUCACCAUCUGUUCAGCUUGCACACAGGCACUCAUGUUUAGGCUUUGCCUUACAGCUAGCCACUUAUUAUAGCAUCAGCUGCCCCUAUGGAAAAAGAUAUUGAAACCUCUGCUGCAACAGAUGUGAAAACCCCUGCACAAGGAAAAGCUAUUUGUAACAUUUAGAAGCCUUCCUUCAUAAAUGUUUGUUUCACUUAAGUUUUGAUUUUCCUUAAUCAAGAUAUCAGGGUUGACUGAUUGUCCUGAUUUUCCAAAUCAAAGGUUGAAAAAGCAAAAUAAUUGUAUUUGAAGAGUCAGUUUUCUCAUAAUCAACUGGUGUUUGUGGUGUUAAAAUUGGGGUGUUGUAUGUGAAUUUUUUCAAUCAAAUUAAUUUACUAGAAGAAUCCAAUAAGCACGUUAUCAAGACUAGCCAAUGAGCAGGUUCUCAUGAGCACUGCAAUACAACUGGCGAACCAAUAAGAGCUAGUUGAGCAAUUGAAGUAAUUCACCAUGGGGUCUGACAUAAAAGAUUUUUGGAUGAAUGUCAGCAUUUGACCAAGUACACACUCACCCCUCCCCAACCCAACAUUAAUCCUAACUUGUUAUCACUUGACUGUUGUUUGGUUAAGGGAGGGGUAGGUGUGUAGUUGCUCAGAUACUGAUACUGAUCCAGAUUUUCCUGGUUGCUUGCUGGUUGGUGUAGUUGUGUGCCUAUGAGUGCUUGCUUGCAGGCUGUAUAGACUGGUAACAGCAGUUUUUGUUUACAAAAGGCUGUAUUUGUUUUUCCUUAACAUGUUUCGAUGUCAUAUCAAGGUGUGCUUGUAUAUCAACUAAUUUAAGUUCUGCAAAUUGGCUUUUUUUGCGACAUUACUCUAAUUUAACCAAUCAUGGUAGUUGUUGAGGUGUUAUUAAAGAGGAAACUUUUUAUAUUUUUUAAAAUAAACUUAAUAUACUUGUAACAUAAAAAUACCUAAUGUUCUAAUGGAUACUUUUUAACUUCUGUGGCUGCUUGAAAAGGUAAAUCUUAUUUCAAGCAAAAAAAAAUUAUUUGCCAAAGAUAGGUGCUAUCAUGUAUCAUGUUUACUCCAAAAUACAUUAUAAAGAUAAGACAAUUAUUAUAGUUAGUAUAUACCACACAGGUGAAUAGUGCUUUCUGCAAGCAAGCACUAUUCAACUUGCGCAUCCUGAGUUGACCAUUUGACCAUUUUUUUAUGUUGUGAGAUAGAUAGAAGCAAUUUUUUUGGGUGUCUGUGUGGUAUUUAGUAAAACAAACAUUCAUCUCAGUGUCUUUGACCGUGGUGGAUAUUUCCACCACUGUUUACCUCUAUUUUGGUGAAUGAUUGUUUUUGUUAUAGUUUUUCAUGUACCGUUCAAAGUAAUGGAGUCAUUAAUAAAUGAUUUGUUUGUUAAUUAAGAGCUAAACUAUUUUUUCAAGAUACUAAUGGGACUUUAUCUUCUCAGUUUCAAUCCCACUGAAACAAUUAUUUAUUACGGCUUAUCUUUGGCAAAUGUUUUGUUUUGUUUUGUAAUAAGAUUGUUAAGGACUGGCUGCAGUGAGGGUACUGGUUACCAUAAGGUAUCUGAGUGAGCUUCUUAUUAUUGUUUGAAACAUUCAAAAAGAAGAGUGGGGACCUGCCAUGUGAAAUGAGCUUGGACACUUGUUAGGCCUUAAAAAAUUCAUCAAUUUUUGAUUUGAUUACAAAAGCUUUUGAGAUAAAUGAAGGGGUGCAUGGACAAAGGGCACAAGUAACUACUGAUAGACUUCUAUAUUCUCAUGCCAAGUUGUCUUGUGAUCCUUUGUGAAACAUAGGGAGAAGUAGAUUUUUUAUCAAAAGUCACUUAAGGCUCUCCCUUAUGCACUCCACAUAAAACACAUUAUUUUUAGCCAAUAAGGUAUGUAACUUUUGGGUGAUUGCUAGACAUCCAUUGUAUCGAGGAUGGAAUCUUCAGCAUUCCUCUCUCUCAACAGUUGUUCAAGAUUCAUAACCUGCUUUAUUCCAGGCUGCCAUUAAUGUGGAAUUGCUUGAUUAGACUUCAAGUGUGCUCAUUUAAUAUCACAUUUAGGCAGAUCUCCUUUAAUUUAGUUUCAAGCUCCUUGCUUGUUUCACAUGGACAUCCCUCACUAUAAGAUAAUUUCUUAAACAUGAUUACAAUACAGUUACUAUAAUUCCUAUUAUUCUAUCAUUUGUAAGAAAAAAAAAUGUCUUGUCUGGUUACCAGAUGAUGCCAUUGCGAGUGUUAUUUUGUCUGCUCAUUGUGGUGAGCAACAUAUAAACCUGAUAAGUGUGUUACAGACUAAGUUUAAGUAAUCCAAGUGACCUUAGCCUUGAAAAUGGAUUGAAAAAUUCAGGGUAAACAUUUCCAAGCACAGUUUUUUGGUACUAUGUCAAGUCAGCCUGACUUGUGAGGUUUAUCUCAAAACAGUGGUUUAUAAUGUAAGAAGGACUAUCACUAAACACUUAAUGCUAUAUUUUCAGUAGGAAAAAAAUUAAUUCCAUCCAGGUUAGUAUUACCUUGAAAAAAGAAUCUUUCAUUUUACAACUUAAAUUAUUGUUGCCAUCUUAAAGCCUGCAACCUUCUUAACUCGAAAUUUAUUAGGCCAUACUUUAUAUUUUUAAAUUUUCAACAGAAAACAAAUGUUACUAUUCCCAGGCCUUAUGCUAUAACUACAUCCAACUUAAUGGUUUAUUCUGCAGAGGCUUGUGAUGUUGUUCUGUCAAGAAUUUUAAGAGAAAAAAUAAGGCUAUUGUUUAGUGCCUGUAAUCUCUUCUUACCAUCACCACAGACUUUUGUAGUUAAUUUUGUUUACGCCAAUGAACGUAAAAGGGACCCUGGCUUGUUCAUUUCACCACUAAAAAGAUUGUGCAAAGUAUCUCAUCCAGAUCAAAUAAAAAAAAUUGAUA